AUGCUAAAUAUUACAACAAUUAUCGUACUAGCGAUACUACUACGUAUUGGGUUCUUUCUAUUUGGAUUAUAUCAAGAUGAAUACAUGCCUGUGAAAUAUACGGAUAUUGAUUAUAUGGUUUUUACAGAUGCUUCUAAAUAUGUUUAUAAUGGGGAAUCGCCAUACUUGAGGGAGACUUACAGAUAUACUCCUAUACUAGCAUGGAUGAUAUUGCCUAUCAAUUGGGGUGGUCUGUGGUUUCAUUUCGGUAAGAUAUUAUUUAUGUUGGGGGAUUUAGUAACUGGGGUUAUUAUAAUCAAAUUGUUACAAAAGAGUAAGAUUAGUAAAAAUAAAGUGUUGAUUUUAAGUUCUAUAUGGUUAUUGAAUCCAAUGGUUAUAACUAUCAGUACUAGAGGAUCAUCAGAAAGUAUAUUGACUGUGAUGAUAAUGUUAUCGCUUAAUUAUUUAGCUGAGGAACGAUUCAAUUUAGCUGGGUUUUGGUUAGGUUUAGCUAUUCACUUCAAGAUUUAUCCAAUAAUAUAUUUACCAUCAGUUGCGUUAUACUUGACAAAAUAUCAACCAACAAUAAACAAACCAGUAUUGAAGUUAAUCACUUAUAAAAAUUUACAAUUCAUAUUAGUGACCUUGCUAACUUUUGCAAGUCUAAAUGGAAUAAUGUACUAUAUAUAUGGAUAUGAAUUUAUAGAACAUUCAUAUUUAUACCAUAUUACAAGAAUAGAUCAUAGACAUAAUUUUUCAGUAUACAACAUUUUAUUAUAUUAUAAAUCUGCAUUACCUACAUCAACAAAUUUAGAUAUUGAAAAAUUAGCAUUUUUACCACAAUUAAUAAUUUCAGCUAUAAUUAUUCCAUUAUUGUUAGCUAAAAAAGAUUUAUUAUCAUGUUUAUUUAUUCAAACUUUUGCGUUCGUUACUUUUAAUAAAGUUAUUACAUCUCAAUAUUUUAUUUGGUUUUUGAUCUUCUUACCACAUUUUAUAUCUAGAUCAAAAUUAAGUUGGUACAAUGGUUUAUUCAUAUUAGGAUUAUGGGUGAUGACUCAAGGUAUUUGGUUAUACAAUGCUUAUCAAUUGGAAUUUUUGGGUAUAAAUACUUUUGAUUAUAAUUUACUUUAUUCUUCAAUUGUAUUCUUUUUGAGUAAUUACAGUAUUGAUAAGUUUUAUGUUAUGUUGCAAAAUUUCGAUCCAUUUGGUAGUACUUUCGUCUGGGAAUUUAUUUCAGAAACAUCGCGAUAUCAGUUUCAUUUUUACAACCAAAUUGAACUCAUAAAAACUAAACACAACGAGUUAACCACAAUUAUGUCAAGACUAGAAUUAUACUCACCAGAAGGACUAAGGGUAGACGGAAGAAGAUGGAAUGAAAUACGUCGAUUCGAAUGUAGAAUAAAUACACAUCCAAAUUCAUCAGAUGGUUCAUCAUAUAUUGAACAAGGUAAUACAAAAGUAAUAUGUACAGUACAAGGACCUCAAGAACCAACAACAAGAUCACAAAGAAACGAAGACAGAGCCACCAUAGAAGUCAAUCUUACAAUAGCAAAUUUUGCUACAUUUGAAAGAAAGAAAAGAUCUAAAAGUGAAAGAAGAUUAAUUGAAUUAAAAACUACAUUAGAAAGAACUUUUGAACAACUGAUAUUAUUACAUUUAUAUCCAAGAACUACAAUAAUAAUAAAUGUACAAGUACUAAGUCAAGAUGGUGGAAUGUUAGCAGCAAUAACAAAUUCAAUAACAUUAGCAUUAGUUGAUGCAGGAAUAUCAAUGUAUGAUUAUGUUAGUAGUAUAAAUUGUGGAUUAUAUGAUCAAUCACCUAUUUUAGAUUUAAAUAAUUUAGAAGAAAAUGAUAUGAGUAGUUUAACAAUUGGAGUAAUUGGGAAAAGUGAAAAAUUAGCUUUAUUAUUACUAGAAGAUAAAAUGCCAUUAGAUAAUUUGGAAAAAGUAUUAAGUAUUGGUAUUGCUGGUGCUCAUAGAAUAAAAGAUUUAAUGGAUAUGGAAGUUAGAAAACAUGGUAAUUUAAGAGCUUCAAAAUUGGUGAAAUAA
This is a messenger RNA of Lodderomyces jiufengensis, 2028 nucleotides long. RefSeq names its product GPI14. Gene Ontology annotation, molecular function: GPI mannosyltransferase activity; alpha-1,4-mannosyltransferase activity. Gene Ontology annotation, biological process: GPI anchor biosynthetic process. NCBI's taxonomy places the organism in Eukaryota, Fungi, Ascomycota, Pichiomycetes, Serinales, Debaryomycetaceae. The coding region runs from base 1 to 2028 and encodes 675 amino acids. The record is from RefSeq and is a predicted model, not a curated record. Gene Ontology annotation, cellular component: glycosylphosphatidylinositol-mannosyltransferase I complex; membrane. The transcript is spliced from 2 exons.